AUGUACUGCUAUAACGCGUACUUCUACUACCAGGUCAUCCGUCACGCCGUGCGUCUGUCCAACCGCUACGCGUCUCUCGUGCAGCACUGGCCGGCCGCCAGCAGCGGGCUCUACCCCGGAUGGAUUGCCGGCCGCAAGUGCGGCUCAUACAUUCUCAUCCGCUCCUACGACGGCUUCCGAUUCGCCCACAUUUCCUUCCUGGGCGGCAGUUUGUCGUUUCUGGACGCGCACAGGGGGGUGUUCCGGUGGGAGAUCUGCUACAACCUGCUGCUGCUCCGCAUGAUCAGCUUUGGGCUCGAUUACUACUGGGCCGCCCGGGAUUCAGCCGCAGCAGCAGCAGCGCAGGGAAUGCAGGGAGCAGGGGUUAGGAGUCCCAGGGGAGGGUUAUCAGAGGGAGAGCCGCUGCUUGGAUCCAAGAUCACAGGAACAGUCAGUGCCAGCAGCACGGGAAGCAGCUUUCUGGAAGCUCACCGAGCCAAGUGCUUGCAGUGCAGGCAGGGGCAGGCGUGCUACACGGCGCGGCAGGGGGAGAGCCUCCCUCUGGCUGCAUACUCCCUCCCCACCUACCUUGCUUACCUCCUCUUCGCCCCACUCUAUAUCUCCGGACCUAUUGCUUCCUUCAACGCCUUCACCUCGCAGCUCGACACCCCGCAAAAGACAAUGUCCGCCGCCCGCGUCGCCAUGUACGCCGUCCGGCUGGCAGCCUCAUUUCUCCUGAUGGAGCUCAUGAUGCACUUCUGCUACUUCCAGGCACUUGCCAAGUCCGCCGGACCCUGGUUCUCGGAAGCUUCCCACAGCAAGGGGGGUAACGACCUAGGGAGUGUCCUGUGGGGUCAAGAGGCUCCUGGGAAUCUCGCUCUGGGGAUGAGCAUAGUGAGCUAUGGCGUUCUUAACUUCAUGUGGCUCAAAUUCUUCCUCAUCUGGCGCUACUUCCGCCUCUGGGCGCUCGUGGCCGGCGUGGAAACCCCCGAGAACCUUCCUCGCUGCAUCAACAAUAAUUACGACAUCGAGGGGUUCUGGCGCGGGUGGCAUGCGUCGUACAACAAGUGGAUCGUGCGGUACCUGUAUAUUCCGCUGGGCGGCGGGAAGCGGAAGCUGGUGAACGUGUGGAUCGUGUUCACGUUCGUGGCGCUGUGGCAUGACUUGGAGUGGAAGCUGUUGUGGUGGGCGUGGCUGACGUCGCUGCUGCUCGCGCCAGAGAUGAUCGUCAAAGCCAUUGGCAACCUCAAGGCCCUGCAGGGCUUCCGCAAGUCGUGGAUGUACCGAGAGUGUUGUGCAAUAGCCGGCUCAUUCAACGUGCUGGGCCUCAUGACGGCCAACCUGGUGGGCUUUGUGGUGGGGCUGGACGGCGUGCGCGGCUUCCUCUCCAGCUUCCUCUCGGACCCCUUCCUUGUACUCGUUACAGUCUUCUCCAUGUACGUUGGCGUGAAGCUUAUGCUGGAGAUUCGUGAGGGCGAGGCGCGGGCGAAGGCGAGGCAGAGUGUGUUGGGGGUGGAAGGGGCAGGAGGGGUUGGGGUGAAGGUGGAGCAGGGGUUGCCGGGUGGGGUGGAUGACAAGCACGGGCAUCAGAUCGCUGAGCUCGCCGCCAAGGUCAACAAUGUGGAGGCUCGCGUCUCCAUGAGGAAGACGGCCAAGGCCGCCCCCGCCAGCUCCUUCUACGGCCCCGACCGCCCCCAGUUCCUGGGCCCCUUCUCCUCCCCCCCGUCGUACCUCAACGGCGAGUAUGCCGGUGACUACGGGUGGGACACCGCGGGCCUGUCCGCCGACCCCGAGACAUUCGCCAAGAACCGCGAGCUGGAGGUGAUCCACGCCCGCUGGGCUCUUCUCGGCGCCCUGGGCUGCCUGACCCCCGAGCUCCUGGCCAACAACGGCGUCGAGUUCGGCGAGGCUGUGUGGUUCAAGGCCGGUGCUCAGAUCUUUUCCGAGGGCGGCCUCGACUACCUCGGCAACCCCGGCCUGAUCCACGCCCAGUCCAUCCUGGCCAUCUGGGCUACCCAGGUCAUCCUGAUGGGCGCCGUUGAGAGCUACCGCGUGGGUGGCCUCGAGGGCUUCCAGGAGGUUGAGGACCCCCUGUACCCCGGCGGUGCGUUCGACCCCCUGGGUCUGGCUGACGACCCCGACGCUCUCGCGGAGCUGAAGGUGAAGGAGCUGAAGAACGGCCGCCUCGCCAUGGUGUCGAUGUUCGGAUUCUUCGUCCAGGCCAUCGUGACCGGCAAGGGUCCCCUUGAGAACCUGUCCGACCACCUGGCUGACCCCACCGUGAACAACGCCUGGGCCUAUGCCACCAACUUCACCCCCGGCCAGUAA
Messenger RNA from Closterium sp. Naga37s-1, 2307 nucleotides. NCBI's taxonomy places the organism in Eukaryota, Viridiplantae, Streptophyta, Zygnematophyceae, Desmidiales, Closteriaceae. The record is from the annotation of a GenBank genome assembly.